CAGCCUCUGUGUCCACGCCAUAAAAGCCGCUUUCCUUUCAUCGGCGAACUACAACUCCCGACAUUCAUCCGCGGGAGCCCGGGCAGCAGUGCUCGGCUCGCACGACCGACCGACCGCGGAGCUCCCGCCGCCGCCGCCGCCGCCUAGCGCCCGAGCCAGCAGCGGGCUUGUGAAGCCGCCGGGUAGAAGCAGUCUCGAGCGACGCGGACGCGGAGCGUGACAUUCCCCCCUCGCCGGCUCCGUCAGAAUGGGUAACGGCGUCAACAAGGUCCUGCCUGACUUAUACUUGGGAAAUUUCAAAGAUGCAAGAGACCGGGAACAGUUAGCCAGGAACAACAUCACACACAUCCUGUCCAUCCACGACAGCGCAGCCCCUAUCCUCCAGGAGAUGACCUAUCUCUGCAUUUCAGCAGCUGACCUGCCCACACAAAACCUGACUCAGCACUUUAAACAAAGUAUAAUGUUCAUGCACGAAUCCCGCCUCAAAGGAGAGGGCUGCCUUGUUCACUGUUUGGCAGGUGUGUCCCGCAGUGUCACCCUGGUAGUGGCUUACAUCAUGACAGUGACAGGCCUGGGCUGGCAGGAGGCGCUGGCUGCAGUGAGGGUGGUCCGGUCCUGUGCCGGCCCCAACCUGGGUUUUCAGCGCCAGCUCCAGGAGUUCGAGGCUGCUCAAGCUGAAGAGUUCAGAGAAUGGCUACGGGAGGAAUAUAAGGACAACCCCUUCAACGAUGAGGCUGAUAUACGAGACUUGCUUGCCAGGGUGUCCAAAGUCAAUGGUACAGAGGUGGAAAAUCAGGCUUCUACCCCAACUGAAGGUAUCUGAUCAGAAACACUGAUGAGAUCUUUUGUAGUUGAGUCUGGAGGAUUACACCACUGUGCGAUGCUGAAGUAUUCUGGACGUGCCGAUGUGCUUCUGGACUGGACCACUGUCAUGAUGUCUGUUUUUGCUGGAAUGGUCCUCUAUAUCAUGGACAAUUAUUAUGUAGAGCACAUAUUCAUUUUUAGAAUUGAUUGAUUGAUGUUUUCUGGUGCUGUUUUUUUUUUUCUAAUUUAUAAACGGUUCUAACUGUGUUUCGUCGUUACGAUUUUUAAUGGUGAAAUAAAGUGAGUGAAGGGA
Messenger RNA from Scophthalmus maximus (turbot), 1117 nucleotides. It is a transcript of the gene dusp22b, whose product is annotated as dual specificity phosphatase 22b. Gene Ontology annotation, molecular function: protein tyrosine/serine/threonine phosphatase activity. Gene Ontology annotation, cellular component: cytosol. NCBI's taxonomy places the organism in Eukaryota, Metazoa, Chordata, Actinopteri, Pleuronectiformes, Scophthalmidae. The coding region runs from base 248 to 823 and encodes 191 amino acids. Gene Ontology annotation, biological process: positive regulation of JNK cascade; regulation of cell population proliferation; protein dephosphorylation. The record is from RefSeq and is a predicted model, not a curated record. The transcript is spliced from 7 exons.